Periophthalmus magnuspinnatus is the source of this 3982-nucleotide messenger RNA. RefSeq names its product zinc finger E-box-binding homeobox 2-like. The coding region runs from base 295 to 3045 and encodes 916 amino acids. The transcript is spliced from 8 exons. Gene Ontology annotation, molecular function: RNA polymerase II cis-regulatory region sequence-specific DNA binding; DNA-binding transcription factor activity, RNA polymerase II-specific. The record is from RefSeq and is a predicted model, not a curated record. Gene Ontology annotation, biological process: regulation of transcription by RNA polymerase II; anatomical structure development. NCBI's taxonomy places the organism in Eukaryota, Metazoa, Chordata, Actinopteri, Gobiiformes, Gobiidae.
CAAAUAACAGUUUAGCCGCGCGCUUUUGUUCUGUAGGUGUGACUCGAGGCAUUACAUGGUCGUGUGAUAAGGUGCAGGAGUGACCCGGGUCCUGCCUCCUCCGCUGACAUCACUGCUCCUCACCAGCAGCAGCAGCAGCAGCAGCAGCACCUCCAUCACGCACGGAGAAGAGUGUCCCGCGGUGACCGAGGGGCGAUGCGUUCACGCCAUUCAUCCUCUGACGCGCACUCAGGACACCGCCACACUCGCACCGGGACAGCUUUUUGAGAAGGAGCAACAAGAGCCGAAACAAGGAUGACAGAGGAAAGCAGAGGCAAGCGAAGGAAACAAGCCAACCCCAGGAGAAACCGAGUGGAGGCUGAUCAGGUGACCUCCCUGGGAUCGGAGGGGGAAGAUGAGGUGGGCAUCUGGAGCCUGGACCCCCAGGAAUGCCCAGAGAGCCUGGACAAGGCAAGCCUGACGCCCAGCGAGGGCACAGAGGAGCCGGGCAGUCCCCUACGCUCUAUACAAGGGCAAAGCCAGAGCCCUUCUGUCACUGACCCGGCUGAGGAGAAGGAUGCAGAAAAGACCUCAGAUUCUCAGAAUGCCUUGGAGGACUUGGCACACUUUGAGUUCUUGGCCCAGCUGAGGAGGGCUUCAAACUCGACAAGUAUUUUGGGUCAUCUGACACAGAACAGCAGCACGCCACUGUACCAUCAGAACAGUAACCAUGACGACCUACCAGCCGCCAUCUGGUCCCCUGGAGCGCAGCAUCGGUCUCCUGAUGCAACAGAUGGUGGAAAGAGUCUACAGGCGUGUCCUUUCUGCCACAGGACGUACCCGCGCGCCGCUCUCAGGGACCACAUCAAGUACUGUCAGGAGCAGGACGAAGGGCCCAUGGUCUGCCCACUCUGUGGAUACACUGCCACCCUCAGGGCACAGAUGGAACGGCACCUUGCACUCCACAACCAACUUCAGGAAAAAAGUGCUAUAACUUUUGAACAAGGCCCAGAGACGAGGAAGUUUAAAUGUCUUCAAUGUGGGAAAGCAUUUAAGUAUAAACACCACCUCAAAGAGCAUCUCCGAAUCCACAGUGGUGAGAAGCCAUAUGAAUGUUCCAAUUGCAAGAAGCGCUUCUCGCACUCUGGGUCCUACAGCUCUCAUCUGAGCAGCAAAAAGUGCCUUAGCAGUGGAGGAGGGAACACUGGAGCCGCCGGUGCCGCUUUGAACGGCCACAGCCCAAAUAUGUUUCAGGCCACGUUUCAGACCUCUCCCUCUGCAGGCGGAGGGAGGGGCGCUAAUGACAAGCCAGAGGAGAAUAAGCAGCUUCACAAGGGCUUCCCCAGGCCUGUAGACAUGGGGCGAAUGUGGGACCCUCAGUCAGAGCUAGCACUGAGAGCUAGCAUCCUCAAAGGCACCACCCUCCUGCCUUAUCUCAACUCGGGAACCAAAUUUGAGCAGGUGCUGCAGAAGAUGCUGAACAGGGAAGUGAAGCGAGAGCAGGAAUUAGAUAUAGAUGCAAAAAUGGAGGAGAAGAAAGAUGUUUACAAUGGAGAGAAGGAGGGGCUCGGGGUCUCCUGUCGCUUUUGUUCUCAGCUUUUCCCAAACGUGGCCGUCCUCUUGCAGCAUGAGCGAUACCUGUGUAAAAUGAACCGAGAGGAAACGGAGAACGGGAAACCGCACGAAGUCGCCAACGGUAUUUCCUCAAACAAAUCGCCUCCUCAGAAGUCCAACUGGCACUCUGUCCCUCAACAGCUUCUGGUCGCUAUGCACUCCCCGCCGCAGCUGUCCUCCCGACCGUCAAUUUGGUCCGCACAAGAGAAAGGAAGCCCCAUCCAAAUGCUUAACCAUUCACCUAAGCUACAAUCUCCUCAAAGCAGGAAGAAUACAGGUGGUUUUGGCUCUCCUCCGUGUCUCGACCUCACCAACUGUCCGCCAGAACUCCUGUCUCCCAGAAACCAGAGCGAACCACUAGACCUAUCCAUGCCUAAAGAGAGCAAAAACAAAACCCCUAAUGGUAUUUCGAGCAGAGGAGAGAAAAGGGAAUACCAACAAAUCAGGAAAUUGAGUCCAACGCACCCUUCGUUUGUGCCUCUGCCUCAUCACCCGGCUUAUGCUGCUCCCGGCGCACCCUUGUUCGCCAGCUCUAUGUAUGGCGCGUUCCCCGUCUUUAACCAGUCUGGCCUGGGACAUGAAGGCAUUGCUCCGCUUCCUUUUGGACAAUCAGCUAGUAGUCCUGUGUUUCUGUCACCAAUGGCUUACAUGAUGGAGAGUGAAGCAGAAACAGCUCUCAAGAAAAUCCACCAAGAGAGACAAGCGCUAAUGGGUGAGAUGAUAAGCCGUGGUGGACUGGACUACCUCUCCCUGAUGGACGAUGGGUUUGACGGUGAAGUAGGACCGGGCAGGAAAAGACUGAAGAAGACCGAUGAAGGACUGUACGCCUGCGACAUUUGUGACAAGACGUUUCAGAAGAGCAGCUCGCUUCUACGGCACAAAUAUGAGCACACAGGCAAGCGUCCCCAUGAAUGUAAAAUCUGUAAGAAGGCGUUCAAACACAAGCACCAUCUGAUUGAGCACAGCCGGCUGCACUCCGGAGAAAAGCCCUACCAAUGUGACAAGUGCGGCAAACGCUUCUCCCAUUCGGGCUCCUACUCCCAACACAUGAACCACCGCUACGCCUACUGCAGCAAGGACCAGGACCCUGACCACGACCCCGACGAGAUGCCCCUCACCAUGGCCGGCGGCUUCAGCGGACGCCUGGGGGAGUCCGAAGACCCGCACAUGUCCUUAGAGGAGACCCAAACGCCUCAUUCGUUUCUCAGCGAUUCAAGCCUGGAUGGAGCUACAGAAGGAGCGAUGAAGGAGGAGGAAGAGGAGGAGGAGGAAGAGAUGCGCAGCACGGGUGACACAGAUGUUCAACAGUCACCAUCAGGAAAAUGUGGGGAGUCAAAUGACAUAGACAGUUGUCACGUAGAAAGCAAUACAUGGGACUCAAACGGAGCUAUGGACAAAUGUGAACUGAAGUUAGAAAUGACAGAUUCACAGUUACCAAGAAUAAAAACCUGAAGUGACUUUUACCAAGCAAUUUCAAUGCAUAAACUGUACAUAUCAACUACUUUUACAUGUUACACUUUUUAAACAACCAAAUGAAGCCAUACAAUACAAUGUGAUGAUGCAUCUAUGUAAAGGAAUACUAUGCCAAAUAUGACUUCUGCAGUGUCACCAAUCUCACCAAUGUCGAGCUUCCUGCUAAUGUCAAGCUUCCUGCCAAGUCACAAAAGUCUAUGAAAAGCAGAAUAAAAAGGAAGGAAAUAUAUAUUUAUUGUUACUGAUGCAGUGCAUAAUAAGUGGCAUUUCUAUGUUAAGUAAUCAAAUAACUUCCAUAAAAAUACACAGGGAGGUACAGUAUUUCAAAAGCCAUUGUUCAAGUAAAUCAUGCUGUGAAAUUACUAUGUCAAUUAUGAGAGUGGUUGAACCCCUUAACAUACAGUGUUAAAUAUGCUUAUUUAUUUUUUAUACGCAGUCAGGGAUGGACUGCCACUUUUCAAAUAUUCAUAGCAGUAUUUUCAACAAGCUAAUUUUGUCUGCAAAUAGACUGCUUUAAUACUUUUAUAUAUUUCUAUUGUGAGCAUUUGAACACUUGUAGCCACUAGUAAGUUGCACAUUUGAUACAUUUGUCAGUUUGAACUUCCCUUUUGGUGGUUGUUAUAGUAAAAAAGUGCCUGUGUAUGUGCCAAGAAGAAGACACUGUGAGUAAUUGGACAAACCUUUGGUAUAGAGAGAUAAGAUGUGGCGCCUGAGGUGUGACUAAGCUUUAGCACUCAUGCAUAAGACCACUAGAACAAUGCAACGCACGAACUGCCUUCUCUGCACAGUGUCUCACAUUUUGUACCAAACAGUAUUUUUUAUCAGCACAAUGCAACUUUUGGAUGUUUUUAUUGAUUUUGUAUUUUUUGCAUGUUGUCAAUUUUGUAAUAAAAUUGUACAUAAUUUGCCAUAAGAA